Molecule: messenger RNA, 699 nt
Organism: Scomber scombrus (Atlantic mackerel)
Lineage: Eukaryota; Metazoa; Chordata; Actinopteri; Scombriformes; Scombridae
Product: H-2 class II histocompatibility antigen, A-U alpha chain-like
Exons: 4
Coding region: 1-699 (232 amino acids)
Biological process (GO): peptide antigen assembly with MHC class II protein complex; immunoglobulin production involved in immunoglobulin-mediated immune response; immune response
Cellular component (GO): membrane; MHC class II protein complex
Molecular function (GO): MHC class II protein complex binding
Source: RefSeq, a predicted model, not a curated record
AUGUUAAAAUCUCAGUUUUACAGCGAGUUUUACAACCUGCCGUUCUUGGUUUUUGAACACAAGGACGUACCAGCAGACGGCCAGUAUGAUAUUGAAUUCGAUGGGGACCAGCUCCUCUUUGUUGACCCUGUCACCUAUCAGACGGUUCAGCGUCUGCCCGAGUUUGCAGAGCAGUGGACCCCUGAUCCUGGAUUGGCCCAAGACACUUAUGUGUCUCUGGGUACCUGCAAGUACAACAUCCCACGUGCCAUAAAGGGAGAAAAUCAUCCUCCAGAGGUUAUAGUUAGUCCGACCUCCUUGAUCUACCCAAGGCAGGAGAUGGAGCCUGGAGUCCCAAACAUCCUCAUCUGCUUUGUCAAUUACUUCCAUCCUCCCAGAGUUGAGAUCACCUGGACCAAGAACGGGCUGCUGGUGGACCAGAGUGAGGUCAGUCAGACCCAGUACUACUCCAACGAGGACUUCAGCUUUCGCAUCUCGUCCUACCUGAGCUUCACUCCUGAGGAGGGCGACUUCUACUCCUGCAGUGUGGACCACAUCAGCCUGCAGGAGCCUCUCACCAGGAUCUGGGAGGUUGACGUACACACAGACCAGCAGGUUGUGGAGACAGCGGUGUGUGUUUGUGGCGUGACUCUGGGGCUGAUUGGAGUUGUCACAGGACUCUGGUUCAUCCUGAAAGCCAACAAGUCCUGCCAAGCAUAA